CGACGCAUUUGCGAUACAAAACCGGAAGGACUUGGUUGUGGUCGUCAACGUCAUACUCUCCUUUUCAACGAUAUCAGCGCUCUCACUUCGCUUUGCCAAAGUCACAGGAAAUGCAAAGCAAAGAAAUUCUGCGGAAUCAUGAUGUCUCUAUUGCAAUGUAUCGCGACAAAGUAUGGUCUUGGUAGUCAUGACUGGGAAGUCGACUCAUCUGACCAAGUCAAAUUCUACAAGGUGGGUGUGAGUUUUCAGUUGAUCCGUCUUCCCUUUGCGAGAUCGGUGCUAACUCAUAGCUUAGNNCUGUAUAUCUCGAUCUUCGUCUUCUACUUGGCCUGCAACAUGUUCGUCAAGUUUGCUCUUUUGUUCUUCUACCGCCACACAACAUAUGAGCGUUGGCACCACUGGACAAUCUGGUUCAUGGAGUUCAUCGCUUUUGCUUUCGGUGUCAGUAGCAUCUUGGUCAUCAUCUUCCAGUGUGUCCCAAUCGCACAUCUCUGGGACGAAAACACUCCUGGAACUUGCAUCAACAUCAAGGCUUUCUUCUACUCUAACUCGAUCAUCAUGAUUGUGAACGACAUCAUUCUCUAUAUUCUCCCUAUCAUCUUCACAUGGAAACUUCAACUUCGCCUUACCCAAAGAAUUGUUCUCAACCUUCUCUUCGCAUUGGGUGCAUUCUUCAUCCGUCUUUACGUCGUUUACCGCUACGACCAAGAGGGCGAUCUCUCAUGGAACAUCGCCUCUUGCCUCAUCUGGUCCUCGGUUGAGAACCAUCUCGCCGUCUUUAUUGCAUGCUCGCCUUCCAUCAAGGCAGUCGUCAGCGGUGUGCUUUAUCCGCUCGUCUCAUCGCAAGUCUCAUCAUUCAAGGACAAGAUCAAGAGGUCGAGGGGUAGCGAAGGCGGCAGCUUGCCAACACACAAGUCCCCUUCACUCACUCUGGCGACCAUCGGCUCACGCCCAAGCCGUUUCGCGCAAAAGGUUAGAGAUCCUUUCGCCAGUAACGCCCGUAGGGACAGCUUUAAUACCCUGGACUCAGGUUUCGAGUGCGUCAACCGCGGACAACAUGAAAUGGACCCCAUUGAACGAGCACACUCCGAGGCAACUCUGAGCUCGGCGGUCUAUCGAAAGGACUCAGAGGCAUCGACUUCCUCCAAGGAGCCUCAAGUACAAGUCUAUACCAUCGACGACGACAUCAGCCCUACUACUUCUCGAUUCCCCCAUCCGGCGCUGGAUUCGUCGAAGCCUCGUAGCCAUCAAUAA
Molecule: messenger RNA, 1254 nt
Organism: Aureobasidium uvarum
Lineage: Eukaryota; Fungi; Ascomycota; Dothideomycetes; Dothideales; Saccotheciaceae
Source: the annotation of a GenBank genome assembly